AUGGAUAGUUUGAUACAUAUACAACAGCGAAAGGGUUACUCGACAUGUCUGGACGGCUGGAUACCCUUUAAUGGAUCCUGCUAUUUGUUUGCACACCACCAUAUGCAGCUAACUUUCACAGGGGCUGAGCAAUAUUGUCGCCAGCACAACAAUGCACAUCUAGUUCAUGUCAACAAUGCCCUGGAGAAUGCGUUUAUCAAAGACCAGCUCAGAGAAAAACAAACAACGAGCUGGUGGAUGGGUCUCACUGACGAAGAUAUCGAGGGAGUUUGGAAAUGGUUUGAUACAGACACGGUCGCCUCAUUCACAGGUGAACAUUUGACACCAACCGUGAUUAUAAAUACAAACUAG
Mya arenaria is the source of this 351-nucleotide messenger RNA. RefSeq names its product asialoglycoprotein receptor 2-like. NCBI's taxonomy places the organism in Eukaryota, Metazoa, Mollusca, Bivalvia, Myida, Myidae. Gene Ontology annotation, molecular function: signaling receptor activity. The coding region runs from base 1 to 351 and encodes 116 amino acids. The record is from RefSeq and is a predicted model, not a curated record. The transcript is spliced from 5 exons.